Molecule: messenger RNA, 816 nt
Organism: Oppiella nova
Lineage: Eukaryota; Metazoa; Arthropoda; Arachnida; Sarcoptiformes; Oppiidae
Source: the annotation of a GenBank genome assembly
AUUGUCGACAACAACAACAAACCGCAGAUGACUUCUGCAGACAUCUAAAGACAAUUGACUUACCAUUCAAUGGAUAUCUUGAAGGCGGAGAUCGAGCGGAAGCGCAAACUUCUGGAGUCGAGGUCAUUGGUUGACUCCACGAAGAAGUUCUUCAAACGCGAAGAACUGAACCACAAAUGGGACGAAGAGUAUCACCAGAAGCAGGCGCUCAAGAAUUCCGGCCACAAGUCGUCCCAAAAGACAAUCGAUGGCCAAACGGGCGACACGGAGUCGAGUGGGGGCGUCGGUGGCAGCGGUUCCAGCGGUGAACACAAGUCGGGCGAGUCGUCGUCGACCACCACCGCCAGCAGUGGUCUGUUAUCAUCAUUAGGACAGCGAAUACUUCCGCGAAAAGAAGUGAUAAAACGAUUGCGCGAACGAAACGAACCGAUAGUACUCUUCGCGGAGACCGAAGCGGAAGCGUUUGUCAGACUCCGGAAGUUAGAGCUCUUGGAACCGGAGGCCAGCGAUCAGGGCUUCAGAAACGACUUCCAGGAGGCCAUGGAGUCUGUGGACGCGGCAUAUCUCGAAGAGAUCGUGAAAGUGGGCGGCGAUAAGAGUAAGAAAGACGGCGCCAAUGAUGUGAAAGUGGUUGAGACGAACACAACCAUCGAUGAGAUCCUACAACUCGCGCAACACUUGGGUCGGCGCCGGGAUGAGGCCCGGGAUUGCGACGUAAUCCACACGUACAUGAAGUUCCUGAUGGAGUUGUGGGGCAAGAAGUUGAACGCCCGGCCCGAGGAGGUCAAGCGCACCACUCGCGGAAAGACCUUAUGA